This is a messenger RNA of Pisolithus orientalis, 2692 nucleotides long. Its product is annotated as Alpha/Beta hydrolase protein. The record is from RefSeq and is a predicted model, not a curated record. Gene Ontology annotation, biological process: triglyceride catabolic process. Gene Ontology annotation, molecular function: triacylglycerol lipase activity; sterol ester esterase activity. Bases 1 to 2637 code for a protein of 878 amino acids. The transcript has 12 exons. Gene Ontology annotation, cellular component: cytosol. Lineage: Eukaryota; Fungi; Basidiomycota; Agaricomycetes; Boletales; Pisolithaceae.
AUGGCAGAUCAUUUGCUGGGCCGUCCGAGCACGUCCUGGAAACGUACACAUGUGUUCCUAGUGAUACUCUUCUGGAUAUGGAGGCUUGUCGCUGGAAAUCCUGGGGGUCCACGUGUACUCUGGAUCCGGAAACUGAACAAGCGGCUCCAACGUUUUUCCCCAUGGAAAAUCAUCGUUAGUACACUGACUGCUGUGUACGCCGUAAGAAACUUGGACAAGAUCGUUGGGCUCGGAUCUCCAGAGCCACUUGCUCAUCUCUACUCGCCUUCGUACUAUCGUGCGACGUGGAUUGCUACUGGCCUAGACGCUGGGUUCGCAACGGCCAUGUCCGUGAGACCGAAAUGGCUAAGAGACAUAUGUUCCAUUCUGUUUUCAUCAUACUAUAUCAUCUACGCUAAUGAGGGGGACGAGAAGCUUCGCAGAUUUAGGGCUGUGCCAACCGUGGAGAUGUUCCGCACGACGUGGGAGAAAACGGCUAACCCAUAUCUCCGUAUCCUUUCGAGUGCUCCAAACGUAGCAUUUUGUAGAAGGAUACUCCUACCCAGGCCGCCAUCAUCACAGUACGAUCGUCCAAUCACGGUGCAUGUAUACUUUUCGGCACCGGUGCUUCAGCUACAUAAGUGUACGGAUCUCGUACUGGACUUUCCCGGUGGAGGUUUCGUGGCGAUGACACCGGAGCAUCACGAAGAACGGCUGCGGACGUGGGCACUCAGGACCGGAAAAGUUGUCUUAGCGGUGGACUACGGAAAGGCGCCAGAAUAUCCGUACCCUUUCGCAAUGGACGAGUGCUUUGAUCUAUAUAGGCUUCUAGCAGAGACACGCGGGCGGUGCAUCGGCAUGUCGGGCAACGAAUUUAACGUUAUCUUAUCGGGUGAUUCGGCGGGAGCUGCACUCGUCGUGGGCGUCAUGGUCAAGAUUCUCCAGUUUAAUCAAUCACUGCCGGCCACCUCUCCUUCGUCAGCCAGACUCGAACUGCCAGCGGCGCUCGUUCUCAGCUAUGCAGCGCUUGACUUUAAUUUCACAUCGUGGAUGUCACCUGACAACCUGCGGGUGCUGCGUUCGGAACAGUCUACGGGUAACCUACCUGGUUUGCGUGAACUUGCAUCGCAGAAGAAUCACCUGCGACAUGUGAGCCCGCUCAGUAUGGUUGGGGGAAAGCGUGAUAGUGGAUCUCUGGCGAAACGGCGGGGUCUGAAGCGUGGAAAGAGCUGGAGAGAUGCAUUAAUGGACCUUGCAGGGAAUGCAAGUUCGACGGAGGGGAUGUCAGAACCCUUGUGGAGUGCCUCGGAAUCGGCCGAAAAGGAUGGGCAUGCUACAGCGGUAGCAAUGAAACGCAAGUCGAGCGUCAGGUCGUUCGAGGUGCGAACUGCUGAUGAAACGACGAGAGUGAUUCCUGUGAAAGAGGAAGAUCGACCUCUUGAGGAGCGUGUGCGGUAUGUGUACAAAGAGUGUUCUCAGCAAGAAAUGGAUACGAUGAAGAAGACGUGUCCGCAACAGCAUCUGCACAUCUGCUUGGAGAACCAGCAGGAGGAGCUCUCCGAAGCGGUCCAGAAGGCGAAUAUCAACGCUAUCACACUCGUUACUGAGGGGAAUGACCAGGGCAAAGGGAAAGGAAAGGAGCUCGAGCCAAUUGGAACCCGGUUGACGAUGACAAGUCGGGUUGGGUAUUUCCAGGACAGGAUCAUUUCUCCGAGUAUGAUGCGGGCGAUGGCGAUCCUUUACAUCGGACCGCACCGAAACCCUGAUUUUGCUACAGAUUACUUUCUUUCGCCGAUCCUGACGCCUGUGGCGCUCCUCGCACAGUUUCCACCACUGCUUAUGCAGUGUGGGGAGAAGGAUCCAUUCGUGGAUGACACUGUCAUAUUUGCUGGGCGAGUGAGGGAAGCGAAGAGGGCGAGGAAGAGGGAGCUGGACUGGAUGCUUAGCGGUGGCGGUGGUGUUGGCGCGGGCUCGCAAAUGAGUCACGCGCGCGGGGGUGACGAGGUAAAGAGUCUGCAGGCAGAGCGGGAUCGACUAGCACGCGAGACGGAGGACGACUGGGUGCAGAUGGUGUUAUUCAAGGACUGGAGUCACGGAUACCUGCAGAUGAUGACGUUGAUGAAGGAGGCGAGAGCUGUCGUGGAGGACCUGGCGGACUGGAUAGAGGAUGCGUUCGUUAGGUUUGCCAGGAAAGAUAGGGGUGCAUCUGCCACGUCUUCUGUGGGCGUUCGAACUGGUGAUAUGGUGGGGCAGCAGGAGAAGAGUGGUUUGGGUGUAUCGGAGAUCCCGAGCAGCUCGCGCUCGCCCACGAAACGUGCGACUGCGGCUGAUGUGGACACGCCACGGGCUGCGAGCAGCACGGGUAUGAGCUGUUCCGACUCGGGGCACGGCAAGAAUGGAAGUGCGCGCUUGAACCCCAACCCGUUCACGUCGGAGGGGGAGACAGAUGACUCGGGCAUCACGUUUGUGGCGCGCAAACGGCUGGGCAGCGGUGGAAGCGGCAGCAGCGGUGGUGGUGGGAGGAGGGGCUCGUUUGACCGCCGCCCCCGGACGCCGAUGAGUGAACCGGGAGAGCGGGCGAAGGAGGUGGGUGUGAAUGGAGGGGAGCGGAUUACAGAGGUGGAGCUGAUGAGACGGAGGCGGCUGCUGGGACCGUAGUACAUACAUAUCAUUAGUGUGUAUACUUGGGGAAUGGAAUGGAAUGGAAACCCGG